AAGGAAAAAAGUUUGAUGGCGUGUGCUCGCAACUCAUUUCCUUUUCCCAAAAAGAAAAAAAGGAGGCACAAUAAAUGGCGUCAAAGCCGCGGGCCUUCGCGAAGGUCUUCCUCCCGGUGCUCCCGCCGCCGCCCCUCAUCACUGCUCCCGUCUUCCCGCGGUUGCUGGCCGACGACACGAGCCGCGGGCGCGGCGGCGAUGUCGGCAGCGGCGACGCCGCCGGCGCAGGCACCGAGGAAUUGGGAGGGACUGGUGGACGAGGCGCUGGAGCGGGAGGUGCUGGGCGCGUGCCUGGACCAGGCCCCCGAGCGCCGCCGCGUCCGCGAGGCAUUCAAGGACGUGCAGCUCAGCAUCGACCAUUGCCUCUUCAAGGGACAAUAUAGUGGCAUUGGAACAAAGGAGUCAUAUGAGCGGAACUCUAGGGGCGUGGAGAUUUUCUCGAAAUGUUGGUUCCCAGAGAAUCAUUGCAUGAAAGCAAUUGUUUGUCUCUGUCAUGGUUAUGGAGACACCUGUACCUUCUUCCUUGAUGGGGUAGCUAGGAAGAUUGCUUCAGCUGGAUAUGGAGUAUUUGCACUUGACUACCCUGGCUUUGGUCUUUCGGAAGGACUUCAUGGAUAUAUUCCAAGUUUUGAUACUCUUGUUGACGACGUAGCUGAACACUUCGCUAAGGUCAAAGGAAAUCCUGAACAUAGUGGUCUGCCGAGCUUUCUAUUUGGUCAAUCUAUGGGUGGAGCAGUUGCAUUGAAGGUUCACUUCAAGCAACCAAAUGAUUGGAAUGGUGCAAUACUAGUUGCACCCAUGUGCAAGAUUGCAGAUGAUGUGGUUCCACCUUGGCCUGUUCGGCAAGUUCUAAUUUUUAUGGCCAAACUUUUGCCCAAAGAAAAGCUUGUUCCUCAAAAGGAUUUAGCUGAGUUGGCAUUCAAAGAGAAGAAGAAACAGGAGCAGUGUUCAUUCAAUGUGAUCGCCUACAAGGAUAAACCAAGGCUCCGGACAGCUUUGGAGAUGCUGAAUACGACACAAGAAAUAGAAAGACGUCUGGAAGAAGUUUCUCUGCCCAUGAUAAUAUUACACGGCGAGGCUGAUUUGGUUACUGACCCGGCCGUGAGUAAAGCUCUGUAUGAGAAAGCAAAGAGCCAAGACAAGAAGCUGUGCCUCUACAAAGGUGCAUACCACGCCAUAUUGGAAGGUGAGCCAGAUGAUACAAUUUUCCAAGUUCUCAAUGAUAUAAUCUCUUGGCUGGAUCAGCAUGCAACAAAAGGUCAAGGUUCGUCGUGAAUCACGCAGUGGGCCGUCCAUCAGGAUUAGGUGAAUUUCUUUGGCAUUGCUGUCAGGGAUAUAAUCUUCCUGUCAGGGAUCCCCAGAUCCAACGAUCGAGAAUUACAUUUUUGUGACAACCAUGUAAAAUUCUUAGUUCUGAUUAUUAAUUUGUCCAUCAUGUAUCUGAGCGAUGUACAUAACUGAUCCACGUGUAUUUAAUUACCAUGGAUUAUUUAAGAUAAAUUUCAGUUGUAAAACGCC
This is a messenger RNA of Panicum virgatum (switchgrass), 1518 nucleotides long. RefSeq names its product caffeoylshikimate esterase-like. The record is from RefSeq and is a predicted model, not a curated record. Gene Ontology annotation, cellular component: membrane. Gene Ontology annotation, molecular function: lipase activity. Lineage: Eukaryota; Viridiplantae; Streptophyta; Magnoliopsida; Poales; Poaceae. The transcript is spliced from 9 exons. Bases 16 to 1275 code for a protein of 419 amino acids.